This is a messenger RNA of Podospora bellae-mahoneyi, 3303 nucleotides long. RefSeq lists its product as uncharacterized. Gene Ontology annotation, biological process: regulation of DNA-templated transcription; detection of visible light. Gene Ontology annotation, molecular function: protein binding. Bases 1189 to 3303 code for a protein of 704 amino acids. The record is from RefSeq and is a predicted model, not a curated record. Lineage: Eukaryota; Fungi; Ascomycota; Sordariomycetes; Sordariales; Podosporaceae. The transcript is spliced from 2 exons.
GUCGGCAACGUUCCUUCCUGUUGAGCUGUGACCAGAACAUGGUGCCUUCCCCUUCUCGAAGUCGCGCGCAGCAAAGGAGGACAGGGCUGGCACCUGCCUGUCCAAUCGCCCUGCGAUGCUAAGAUGAAUAUGGCAACAGGCUCCUUCCCGACCCUGACAGCCGGGUAAGAUUUCUUCUUCUGGACACUUUUCUUCCACAAAGCCCGACCGCACUUUUUGGUUACCCUCCCGUUUCUCUUCCAUUUCGAGACAAACCGUCGCUGGGUGGAGGUGCUCGAUUCUGCGGAGUGCAGGGUGAUGGUCUGAUCUGUCACCAGAAAAAGAAACUCGCCUUCGAGUCUUCUGUUGGGUCGUUCCAGCGCUGAUUCAGCAGAGAUGUCUCGACGACGGUCUGUGAUAGGCCUGCCACCACCUCGUCCUCUGUCGCACCUGUCGUGAACAGGAGAACAAACUCAUCCCACCACCAUUGGCCGGGUCCCCAGACAAGUCAUCCAGAGCGGUCUAGAGCCCAGGGUUCAUCCCACAGACUCAUACACGAUACGGACCCUGUCUUCCUGCGAUCGGCCAGCCACCGGAGCAACACAGCUGCUGUGGCCAGCGGACAGCGUCUGCGUCAACAUCUCUUUUGGGCCAGCGUUUGUCACAUCAUGGCUGCCCUGACCUCGCACUGUGGCGUUCAGGUUGUGCCUUCCGGCCGUCUACCGACGACGACACUCGAUCCCCGGUCACUCCACGCUAUCCCGUUAUCGCCAGCGCGCAAUAUCUACUGCAUCUCCAGGGUUGUUGCUGUUGCUUUUUGCUGGGACGAGUUGGUGCUCGCCACAUCCACCACCUCACCACCACGUUUCCGGCGUUCCAUGAGAAUCAUGGCUUGUUGCACUGCCUUUCACCACACCCCUCCCCCUUCCCCCCCUGAGCACCCCCUACCCUGCUUGCCUUUUAUUCCAUAUUUCUCUUGUGUCUCCGCGGCGCUCGAUCUCAUCCGAGGACACAAGUCAAUGACCUCUUCGCUCUUCGACAUCCUCCUCUGAUAGCACCAUCCAUCUUCGCGAGAACGACCUCGCCAUUUUUACACCAUUAUCACGACGCCCUCUGCGUUGUUGUCUCCGCCGCCUCCAUCCCCACGUGCCGCAAAGCCACCCCUGAGUCCCUUCCCGGAAUCAAGUGAGGUUGGCGCCGCGUCCAGCCAUGCUUCUUCACUGGAAGGACAAUCCUGUAAUAUCAUCAACAGCUCUUCUUACGCAAGAGACCAAGUCUUAUCAAGGUCCCUUCUCAGACCCUCGACCAUCAACCCAUAUGUCCUCGCCAGAGCUGGUCGAAAGAGUCUUUCCCAUCCGCCUAUCUAUUCUUGAGAACUCGCCAUAUCUGCGAAAUAGUGAUACUGCUGGAGUUGCUCUCUCAGUUGUUCCUGUUCAGGCAGAAGAUGACCAUUCUGUGAUUGGUGAGGAAGCCCAGGUGGCAGCCCCCACUGGGCUUGUCCCAGGGCCAGAUCCUCAAGCACCGUUGAUAACACCCGAAGCUGUUAUCGAACAUGGCCCUGACGAGGCAUCGAGAUCGUCGAAUAAUUUGGUGACGGACAGAUUUGAAUACACCGUCAUGAACGACGGGUCACACGGUGUCUUUCAGGGCACACGACGAGUUGUCACCCGUUGCGAAGAUGAGUUGAUCCACAUCCCCGGAGCGAUUCAAUCGCAUGGUAUGCUCGUGGCUCUGAAGCGGCGAGCAGAAGGAGUCUACAUUCCCCGGAUUGUGAGCGAAAACUCGUUCCAAGUCUGCCACUUUCACCCUGCGGAGAUCUUUGCCCUCGACAGCUUCAACAAGGUGGUACCGACAUACCAGCGACCACUGUUUAAUACCCAGCUAAGAAGUGUGAGAACCACGUACGAGAUCACGAGGAAAGAGCAAGAACCUGUGGUAUUCGACUUCUCCUUUAGCGAUCCCGAAGGACUUAUUAUUCCAUGCUGGUGCGCUGUUCACUACCUUGGAGGCGAAGUCGACUUGUACAUUUGCGAAUUUGAGUUGCAGGACAACGCAUUGCACCCCAUGGCCCAUUACUGGCAGGCCGAUGUGCCGCCAAAUCCCAUCGACACUCUAGGAAGCGACCACAUGGAUCUUGCCACUGUCUCAAGCAUGCAGACUCGCAGUCAACCUGUCAUUUCCAGUCCAGACGCCCUGUGUGGCGGUCUUGGCCCCAAUGCAUCCUCGGUCGAGGUCGUCAACGUGGCAACCAAGAUUCAAAAACAAUUCUCGGCCGCAAAAUCGGUUCCCCAGUUGCUGGAUUCUAUUGUCGGCGUGGUUAAGGAACUCUCAAGGUUCAACCGGGUCAUGGUGUACGAGUUUGACCAAGACUUCAACGGCACAGUCGUCGCCGAGCUCAUGGAUCCCGCCACAAGUCGUGAUGUUUACCGUGGUUUGCACUUUCCACACACAGAUAUACCACCUCAAGCACGGCGCCUGUACAUGGUCAACAAAGUUCGUGUGCUUUUCGACAGAACACAGACUACCGCCCGGUUGGUGGGGAGAGACCAGAAAGACAUCGAAACCCCAUUGAAUCUCACACACUCGUAUCUCCGAGCAAUGUCGCCGGUCCAUCUCAAAUAUUUGGAAAAUAUGGAGGUUCGAUCUUCCAUGUCUCUGUCGCUCGAGUCGGAGGGCAAGCUUUGGGGGCUGAUCGUUUGCCACUCAUAUGGACCCACGGCAACGCGUGUACCUUUUACGGUGCGGGAAUUGAUAUAUUUUGUGGGCGUCUCAGCAUCGACCUGUUUGGAGAAGCUGCUCAACGCCGACAAGCUCAAAGCUCGGCGCAUCAUUGAGACACUUCAAGACCAAAAGAGCCCCAAUGAAUGCAUCACGGCAUCGUCGGACGAGCUACUCAAACUCUUCGAGGCCGACUGUGGCUUCCUUGUGGUGGAGGGUGAGGCUAGAACAAUUGGGCGACUGGCAGCAUAUGCCGAGGCCGUAACACUGCUCAAGUAUUUGUUCUUCCGAAGAUCGAGCAGAAUACUCGUCUCGAGCAACUUUUCCCAUGAUUUUCAGGAUCUUCACUAUCCAAGCGGCUUCAAGGCAAUUGCCGGUGUCUUGUACAUCCCAUUGUCGGGGACGACGGACGACUGUGUGGUGUUUUAUCGACGAAGUCAGCUUCGAGAGGUUCACUGGGCAGGGAAGCCAUCCCUGGCAGGCAAGUUUGGCACGCUGGAACCUCGCAACAGCUUUCAAAAAUGGACCGAAGUGGUGGAUGGAACCAGCAAGAACUGGACACCAGAGCAAGGUAGGCACCGCACCAUCGUGCCAUGGGACGAAUGA